AUGGAAGACCACACAAUUGACAGGCUAAGCACAGAGAACGAGAACGAGAAUGGGACUGUCCUUGCUAGAGUGUCAAAAAAGUGGCAGACCAUCAACAUAAACUCCAAUGUUGUAAGGCAUUUAGAUUUAAUCCUCAUUGACACGAAGGGACGCGACAUCCAUGUACAAAUUCCAAGAUCCUUCAUGAACAACUUCGAAAGGCAGAUUAAAGAACAAGACGUCUAUACUUUUAGAAAUUUCAGAGUUAAGGAAGCAACAGGAGAAUUCAGACCAAUCAAGGAACCAUUGGUCAUAGUUUUCAAAAGGACAACAAAAAUCCAACCAACCAACACAAUGGUGAACAUCCAGAAGUACAAAUUUGAUUUCUUCCUUGAAGAACAAAUAGACAAGCUGAAGGGGAAAAAAUAA
Molecule: messenger RNA, 408 nt
Organism: Linum trigynum
Lineage: Eukaryota; Viridiplantae; Streptophyta; Magnoliopsida; Malpighiales; Linaceae
Source: the annotation of a GenBank genome assembly